Oncorhynchus mykiss (rainbow trout) is the source of this 3393-nucleotide messenger RNA. Lineage: Eukaryota; Metazoa; Chordata; Actinopteri; Salmoniformes; Salmonidae. The record is from RefSeq and is a predicted model, not a curated record.
CAGACUGGUUAGAGGCGGUGCAGUCUGCAGACUGGAUAAUGACAAGCUAUAGGGGUAAAGCUACACCUCUGUUGUUCCAGAGUAGUGUACCAAACACCACCAUUGUGUUAACUUAGCUAGUAAUUACAAGAGAAAAUGACCCCUCUCUCUCUCUCUCUCACAACACUGUCUUCGUGUAUUUUCUAGUCUUUUAAGUGACCUGCUCUCUCUCUCUGAUGCUUACAGCGUUCAGCUUUUCAGACUUCUAACCUUGUCUUCUGUUAGGCAAGGCUUGGCAUCCCCCAGGCUUCUCUGAGCGGAGCAUAACAGGCUUGUCUCCCUCUCUGUCUGUCUAAAACAUUUAUCUCCUCGGCAGCUCAGAGCCUGCAGAGGGAGAGUACACUGUCCUACAGCUGGUCUGGGAGAGGGAGGAAAUAACUUGGCAUUGCAACAGACAGACAGACAUCCUGCAACACGUUGACUCCUGUUCUGCUAUGGAGCGCUGGGUUCUCCUCUCUCUGUCUCUCCUGGUCUACCUGUAUCUGGAGGUGGCUGGAGCUGGGGCCCAGGACCAGAGAGGGCUGGCUGGCCAGGGCAACGGGAGGAGGAGAGGGCCAGGGGGCGCAGAACACAACCAGCUCCAGGGAGUAGGACUAGGACGGGGAAAGAGGAGGAAGGCAGGAGGGCCCGGGAAAGGGAGAGCCAGGGGGAACAGGGACAAUCAGAGAUCAAAAGCCCCCCUGGGUCUGACGAGGCUGGGGAGUCUUCCACCCAACGCAGGAGGAGACAGAGGGACGAGGCUGGGGAGUCUUCCACCCAACGCAGGAGGAGACGGAGGGACGAGGCUGGGGAGUCUUCCACACAACGCAGGAGGAGACAGAGGGACGAGGCUGGGGAGUCUUCCACACAACGCAGGAGGAGACGGAGGGACGAGGCUGGGGAGUCUUCCACACAACGCAGGAGGAGACGGAGGGUCUAUUUUCAUUGAGUCGUACAGGAGUGUUGACGAGAUGAAGUCUAACUACAAUGUAAUCCCAGUUCCCAACGACCCCAGCGACCAUGUGAACCCUGACCAUGACCCCGCCGUGCCCCGCUCCCAGGCCGAGAUCGAACUCCUCUUGAAGAGAGAGGAGGAGGAGCACAGGGAGGAAGAGGCACGUCUUCUCAAGAAGGACGCAGAGAAAAAGAGGAGGAAGAAACAGAAGAAGGAGGAGGCUGAGAGACAGAGGAGUCUGCAGGAGGAGAGGAGUCUGCAGGAGGAGAGGAGGCAGCAGGAGGAGAGGAGGCGCGAGGAAGAGCGGCUGCAGAUGGAGAAGGAGGCAGAGAAGAGGCAGGAGGAAGCAGAGGCGGCCAUGAAGGAGCAGGAAAGGAAGCUGGAGGAGGAGAGGAGGAGACACGAGGAGGACCUGAAGGAGAACCUCAGGGAGCUAGAGGAAGAAGAAGAAGAGGAGAGGGAGCAGGAGGAGGAAGACAUGGAGUGGCUUUUGAGAGGAGAUGUUUUCCAGAUCUUUCCAGAGGAGCCGACCGAAGAGGACCUCCUUACACCUCCCCUAGCCGAGCCCACUGAGAAACAAGAGGAGGAUGGAGGAGCGGAGUGGGGAGUGGUGGCACACGGACCUGGGAACACCCUCCCGUUAGGUUGUGAUAUCUCUGAUGUCAUCGUGACGUGUGAGAACGCCCAGCUGACCAACUUCCCUCCCCUGAACAUCCCUGAACUUAAGUCUCUGAGCCUGGAGGGUAACGCCAUCUCAACCAUCCCAGUGGGGGCGUUCAAUGGUAUCCCCAACCUGGAGUGGAUUAACCUGAGCAAGAACAAGUUGGUGACUUCUGGCAUUGCCCCACGUGCCUUCAAAGGCCUGAAGUUCCUGAGCCGUCUGUUCCUGGACAACAACCUCCUAGAGACGGUUCCAACAGAUCUCCCAUCAACACUACAGGAACUCAAGAUCAAUGAGAACCACCUCAAAGGCAUCGAGGAGAACAGCUUCCAAGGUCUGAGUAGCCUGUUGAUCUUGGAGUUGGAGGGAAACGUCCUGAACGAAGGGAACGUGGAUCAUCAAGCUUUCAGUCCCCUCUCUCAGCUCUCUUACCUCCGUCUGGGCAGAAAUCACUUCAGGACCGUCCCCCAGGGCCUGCCUCCAUCUCUGCUGGAGGUUUAUCUUGAGAACAACCUGAUAGAAGAGAUAUCCGACUGCGUCUUCAACCAAUCCACUAACCUGAACGUGAUCUCACUGAGACACAACAGACUGGAGGAGUCCAGGAUUGCCCCUCUAGCAUGGAUCAACCACAAGAACCUGGAGUCCAUAGACCUGUCCUACAACCGUCUGUACCUGGUCCCAUCCUACCUGCCCAGAGCUCUGAUCCACCUGGUCUUGGUUGGGAACCAGAUUGAGAGGAUACCAGGGUUUGUGUUCGCCCACAUGGUGCCGGGGAUAGAGUACCUGUACCUGUCCCACAACAAGCUGGAUGGGGAGGGAGUGGAGCCACAGUCCUUCUUCGGUGCUCACACCUCCAUGACAGAGCUGUGUUUAGACCACAACCAGCUGAUAACGGUUCCCCCUGGUAUCAACCAGAUGAGCUCUCUGCACUUCCUCCACCUCAAUAACAACAGAAUCAGGACCUUUGCUGAGGAUGCCAUCUGUGACCCUGAGAACAACGAGGACUCCCACAUCGUGAUGCUGCGUCUGGAGAACAACCUCAUCGACCCCAGAAAGAUCUCGCCCAUUGCCUUCUCCUGCGUACGCUCUUACUCUAGCGUCGUCUUGAAACCUCAGUGGACCAAGUAACAGGAUUUGAAAAACUGUGUGGCAGAAUUGCCAAAACAGAUCCCCUUCUUCCUAGGCACCCCUGUAGAUCUGAAAGGCUGGGAUAGGUGGAAACAAUAUGGCGACAUUUCCACACAGCCAAUCACAAGGCAAGAGGAAGCAAUUAUCCUUAUCCUCUCAGAUCAACAGAGCCUGGAAUUCAGCCGCUGUUAUUUUAGCAAAAAAAUCCAAAACCAAAGAAAUUGUCAGUUAAAUCACCAAAAACAAAAACUCCAAACUGUAUCUCAUUGUUAGAGUCAUGCAACACAAUUCAUGUCAACGACUAUAGGAGAGAGAGAGAGAGAGAGACAGAGAGAGAGAGAGAAAGAGACUGUUAGGAAAAUACACCUUCCACUCCUGGUUUUCCAUCUUCUAAAACUCCAUGGAUGGAAACAUUCUUGGGAAGUGAGGCACAGCUUCUUGGACUUGUUCCUAAAAACCUUAAUUUAAAAGAUUGAAGUGUUUGAAUAAGACCUCCUAGUAGAGUUAACCUCAGCAUGAUCUGGUCUGCAUCCCAAAUUGCAAGCUAUUCCCAUAUACAGUGCCUUGCGAAAGUAUUCGGCCCCCUUGAACUUUGCGACCUUUUGCCACAUUUCAGGCUUCAAACAUAAAG